AUGUUUGUUAUAUCUGGUAUGUCUGAUGCAUGGUGGUUUGCAAGACAUUCCGAUACUGGAAUGAGUGGAUACAUACCCAGUAACUACGUCUGUCUGAAUGAUGGACUUCCAACUAGCUUGGAUGCCUGGUAUGACAUAGGUCGACGUGAAGCUGAUCGAAAACUUUUGCUAGUGGGGAACCCCAAAGGAACAUACCUUAUUAGACCUAGUUCAGAAACCCAGAAUUAUGCACUCUCUGUUCGACAUUAUGACUCCGAAAAAAAUAUGUGGGUUGUAAAACACUAUCGCAUUCGGAUCCUUGAUAAUAACGGUGGCUUCUUUAUUAGUAUUCGCACGACCUUCCCGAAUAUUCAGGACCUCAUAAAUUAUUAUACAGUACACCCAGAUGGUUUAUGCUGUCGAUUGUCUAUCCCAUGCCCACGUGCAUAUCGUCCACCCGUGCAAUUUCGUGAUUUUGAAAUUAAUCGUGAUAGCAUAACAAGAAUUCGAAAGUUGGGUCAAGGUACAUUUGGAGAAGUCUAUUUAGCUAAAUGGAAUGGUUCAGUCGAAGUAGCAGUUAAAAUGAGACUCGAUCCUACAGAUCGUAGUCGAUUUAUUGAAGAAGCACGCCUUAUGCAUGCUUUUCAUCAUCCACGUAUUGUUCAACUUUUGGGCGUAUGUACUGAACCGGAAGACCAACCAGUUUAUAUUAUUACUGAAUUAAUGCGCAAAGGAGCUUUAUAUGAUUUUUUACGUACAGAAGAAGGACAUAAAUUGACUUUGGAUGAUUUAAUUGAUAUAAUGGCACAGAUUGCUAGUGGUAUGUCGUAUUUGGAAGAAAUGAAUUCUGUUCACCGAGAUUUACGUGCAGCUAAUAUCUUAGUGGAUCAAGAUUACUCAGUUAAAGUUUCAGAUUUCGGAUUGGCUAAAAUCAUUAGCGAUGAUUCUCAUGCUGAUCCAAAUACUAAAUUUCCUAUUAAGUGGACAGCUCCAGAGGCGGCUUUACAGCAUAUCUUUAGUAUAAAGUCUGAUGUAUGGUCGUUUGGUAUAUUGAUGUAUGAAAUAGUCACUUACGGUGGAACGCCUUAUCCAGGAAUGACUACUCGUCAGACAGUAGCUGAGGUUGAAAAAGGUUAUCGAUUACCUUGUCCUCAUACUCCUGAACACCCUUGUCCUGAUGACCUAUACAAUCUUAUGCGAAAAUGCUGGGACGCUAGACCAGAGAAUCGUCCUACAUUUCGUUCUUUGUAUGAUGUUUUUGAAAACUGGUCUACACACACAGAAGCUCAAUAUCUAGAUAACUAG
Messenger RNA from Schistosoma mattheei, 1284 nucleotides. The record is from the annotation of a GenBank genome assembly. Lineage: Eukaryota; Metazoa; Platyhelminthes; Trematoda; Strigeidida; Schistosomatidae.